Linum trigynum is the source of this 2231-nucleotide messenger RNA. NCBI's taxonomy places the organism in Eukaryota, Viridiplantae, Streptophyta, Magnoliopsida, Malpighiales, Linaceae. The record is from the annotation of a GenBank genome assembly.
CAACAAAAAUUAAAAAAAUUAUACACACUAAUUUCUCCUUCAUCUCUCCCACCACCCACCAUCCAUAGCCACGCGCCCGAGAAAUUUGGAGACAAGCGUGGCAUAAGGCAAAGUCGUCCACUAGUUGUUCUCCCGAGGAGCAGCACUCAAUAUGUUCAGACACAUGAGAGAGGAGAGAUUUACCUUCUGUCCGCGAUGAGCAUUGACAAGGACGAACAGGUCGAGCCUCUUAAUGGUGCCAUGGUUGUGAAAGCAAGGCAGGAAGAAGUUAACCAGAAUCUAGCCCAGCAGUCGAAGCGGAUACGGAAGCGCCUGAACAUCAAAGUUCCCCUUUGUGAGCUUGAGAAGUUCGUCGUGAAAGUUGAAGUCAUGGCUUCUAAGCCAAGUGCAGAACGAACGCUGAGACCAUUGGAGGGCAGAUCAAGCAUCUCUACAAAAUCUUCAUUUUUAAACAGAGACGGUGCCCCGAAAAUACUGAGCUCAUACAGGAUUCGCCAGGACCAUCAGCACGUAGGUUGUGGUAAACUUCCGAACUACCAGCGGGAAGUACCUGGUCGAAUUGGGCUUGCGGAUGGAGAAGUAAUAUUCCAAACUGAGAUUGGUGAUCAGGGUCUUCACUUCAGCAUGGAAAGGGGAGAGGGAAAUGAACUCGUACUCGCUGAUGAUGGUGGUAUUUCUAGAGAAGGAGUAGAACUCAGCAUGCUUCGUGACACUGCUGCAAUCCAAGUUUGACAAUGUGAGUAGUGUCAUUGGUCUUCUGAGAUCAGUGUGGAUUUGGCUAGCCAUUCUAGAAACUGAAAGUGAAUGAGAGGAGAAAUGGAUGAGAAGAAAGAGGAGUUAUAGUGAGCGACUAAUAGAGGAAAGAAACGACCAGGUUGUGGAGAGAAGAUGGGACAUUAAGGAAUUAACGACAGAAGAUCGUGGGGGCGGGGGAAUGAUCUCAUUGAGGAGAUAUUGUGUCAAAAACAUCGGUUGUCAUGCGCAAUUACUAGGGGGUUAACACUUUUUGAUGGUUAAGUUACUGAGUAACGAUGAGACUUAACUGUUCCUUUCUAAUAGUACACGUGUAAUCCAUGCGAAUUAACUGUUCCUAUACACCAUUUUUAUUUAAUUUUCAGCAGCACGCCCUCAUACUUCGAUGCAAAUAAUGUGUGCCAAACAUAAAUUAAGCAUGCAAAAAACAUAAUUAAGAAUGCCAUGAAUUCUAAAAUGCAACCCACUAGACUAGUAAAGCAGACCAUUACGUAAUGAAAGCUAACCACAAGAGCACUAGCUAGGUCGCCUAGCAAUGAGGAGAUACAAAGAAUUAUCUCAAUGAUGAGCUACAAGAAUAAUCUCAAUGAUGAGAUACAAGAAUGAUCUCAAUGAUGGGAUAUUGUGUCAGAACCCGCGGUUACCAUGCGAAAUUAAAUCGCUGUUAACACUGUUAGACGGUUAAUUUACCUUACUAAUACUUAUCUAUUUAAACUAACAAUUUGAAUUUGGCCUUUAGUUGCGUUUUUUACUCGUUGGCUUAUAACGGCAGUGGGGGUAAAGGGACUAGUUAAUUCAACCUUUUUUUUCUUCUUUUAGUAUUGUCCAAUGGAUAAUUUUAUGUGGCCCAUAUUAUAUGCAUGAAGUAAAGAGAUUUAUAUCUUACUGCAAGGCCUGUACUUUAGCUGAUCGCCCGUAACUAACACAGGAAAAUAGGCAAGGGUAGCUACCGUUCUAGAGCAGUAUAGCAGGAAGCAAGGUCGUAGCCACAGAGACUUCGUGUACUAGUACUCAGCUUUUACCUAUUAUCUAGUCAAUUGUUUUUAGUUGAUUUUCAAGUAUAGGAUUUCACUCAUGCAAUAAACAAGACACAAACAAACAAUUUCAACGUAAAAUCAAGUGAAGAAGUAGUGAUCCCGGAAGUGAAUCCCCCUAAUAUGCAUUAUACAGACAAGUUGAAUUUAACAUAGACGAGUGUUCAUAUCUUAGACCGUGAAAUUCCCAAUUUAGUGUUAACCCGUUCGCACAUGUAUUAACACCCUUUCGCUUAAGAAUCAAGUGAAAUCGUGGCUUACAAGACUAUGAAACCAAAGCAUUAACCAUAUUUGUGAAUUUUUGUAUUAGGUUUUUAAUCUAAUCCAGAGGAACUAUGUGACCCCAUCGGCGGUGGCUACGAUCAAUUCCUUCUUUUCACGAGAGAUCUAACAUGCAAAAUUUACAUGAUCAGACAAAAAAUACAAUAGACGCGUACUAUUGAU